Amaranthus tricolor (Joseph's coat) is the source of this 1488-nucleotide messenger RNA. RefSeq lists its product as uncharacterized. Gene Ontology annotation, biological process: DNA integration. NCBI's taxonomy places the organism in Eukaryota, Viridiplantae, Streptophyta, Magnoliopsida, Caryophyllales, Amaranthaceae. Gene Ontology annotation, molecular function: nucleic acid binding; RNA-DNA hybrid ribonuclease activity. The record is from RefSeq and is a predicted model, not a curated record. The transcript has 5 exons. The coding region runs from base 1 to 1488 and encodes 495 amino acids.
AUGAUCACAAAAAGCAAACAAGCAAGUCAGCACGCCGCAGACUUACGAGAGACGUUUCUUACCCUUCGAAAGCACCAAAUGAAACUCAAUCCUGACAAGUGUGUGUUUGGAGUUACCGGAGGAAAGUGCCUCGGCUUCCUGGUAGACGAGCGAGGCAUUGAAGCAAAUCCUGAUAAGAUCCGGGCUAUACAGAACAUGAGAUCCCCCACCUCAGUAAAAGAAGUACAAAAGCUCACGGGGUGCGUGGCUGCUCUUGGAAGAUUCCUUUCCAAGUCCGCGGAUAAAUGUUCACCCUUCUUUAAUACAAUAAAACAACAGAAGUUCGAGUGGACAGCAGAAGCAGAAGAGUCCUUCCGCCAACUUAAAGAGCACCUGUCCACCUUGCCAAAACUAGUUUCCCCCAUCAAAGGGGAGAGGCUAGUCCUAUAUGUCUCUGUCUCCGAAUAUUCGUUAUCCGGUCGAAAAAGUCAUAUUCGCAAUCGUCAUGGCAAGCAGGAAAUUGAAGCCCUACUUUCAAUCCCACCAGCAAUCAAAGCCCAAGCUCUGGCUGACUUCAUUGCUGAAAGCACUCUCCCCUAUCAUCUUGAACCCAAUCAGGAAUGGAAGUUGUAUGUAGAUGGGUCCUCAACACAAUCAGCAAGUGGGGCUGGACUCCUCAUUGUGUCUUCCGCCGGGGUCCGUAUGGAAAGGGCGGUCAGGUUCGAGUUCGCAGCAUCCAACAACGAGGCCGAAUAUGAAGCAUUAUUGAUGGGACUGAGAAUUUGCUACGAAGCGGGAGCCAAAAAAUUGUCCGCCUUCUCUGACUCCCAAUUGAUUGUUGGACAAGUGAACGGGGAAUUUGAAGCUAAAGAUGAUAGCAUGAAAAUGUACCUGCAGCAAGUAAAGGAAUUUGUUCAAAAAUUCGACAAGUUCACGUUGGAGCACAUUCCAAGAUCCCAGAAUGCCCAGGCUGAUUCCCUAGCGAAGCUUGCCAGCUCAGCAGAAACAUCCGCGGCUCGAGACAUAAUCUGGGAAGUGCUUCCUAACCCCAGCAUCAACUUCAUGGUCGAUACCAUCGACAGAUCAGAAACAUGGAUGGAGCCAUACAUCGAAUAUUUGCGAAAUCAGACGCUUCCCCAAGAUGAAAGUCAGGCCAAAAUGCUCCGGAAGAAAGCCAGAUGGUUCGAACUCCACGAAGGAACGCUCUACAAGAAGUCAUAUACACACCCCCUCUUGAAAUGCGUAUCCCCUGAAGAAGGAAACUAUAUCCUCCGCGAAAUACACGAAGGUGGAUGCGAUAAUGGAAGGCAGUUCGUCAGCAAGAACACCAUCGAGUACUGCGACAAGUUUAACAUCCAAAUCAGAUUCAGUUCAGUGUCCAGGCCGCAAACUAAUGGUCAAGUAGAGUCCGCGAACAAAGAGAUCCUGAAUGGCAUUAAGAAGAAGAUAGAGGGGGUCAAAGGGUUCCAAGACCAAAAAUCACUUGAAGUAUUUGACAUCCGUUCGUAG